This is a messenger RNA of Penicillium crustosum, 387 nucleotides long. Its product is annotated as nuclear transport factor 2 family protein. Bases 1 to 387 code for a protein of 128 amino acids. The record is from RefSeq and is a predicted model, not a curated record. The transcript has a single exon. Lineage: Eukaryota; Fungi; Ascomycota; Eurotiomycetes; Eurotiales; Aspergillaceae.
AUGGACUACUCGGCCUACAUUGAGUCUUAUAACACCGCAAAUGCCGAGCGAGCCACGGCCCUACGGUUUUUCACUGAAGAUGUGGUUCUGGAAGACGGGAAGAAUCAAGUGAAGGGACGUGAAGCAGUCAUUAAGCAAUUGGAGGCAGCCCAUGUUGGAAUCAGUGAAUCGCUCCACAUUAUUUCCUGGGCACAGGCUGGAGAGACUGUACUAGCUGAACUUGACGGGCACUUCGUUAGCCAUGAGGAUACACCUGAUCAUUUUUUCUACCCAUUCAAGAAGGAUGAAAAGGUGCGUUUUCGGUUCAUGGCGGCAUAUACCUUGGCUGGGGGCCGGUUCUCGCAUAUGCGUAUCACGUAUUGGCAGUCCCCCUUGUCUGAUGAGUAG